Messenger RNA from Physella acuta, 1637 nucleotides. RefSeq names its product putative serine carboxypeptidase CPVL. The record is from RefSeq and is a predicted model, not a curated record. Gene Ontology annotation, biological process: proteolysis. Gene Ontology annotation, molecular function: serine-type carboxypeptidase activity. NCBI's taxonomy places the organism in Eukaryota, Metazoa, Mollusca, Gastropoda, Physidae.
AGACAGCCCUAGAAUGAGAGAAAAUUCUUCUGUGUUGGGGACUAAGGGAGUUAUUGAUAGGUGUACGUUAUACAACAGUAGCGUCGCUAGGUCGGAUGUCACCAGGUUUCCCCUAAAGCGUUCAUCCUGCUGACUUUAAGCUGCUUUGUUCUGCAACUAAUGGCAGCUGAUGGUUCUCUAGAGCAACCACUGAUGUUGUCGCCACUAAUCAGAAAUCGUCAAAUCAAGCUGGCGCAGGAGCUAAGUCUUGUAAAAGAUGAGAAUUCUGUCAUACCAACUAGCCACACUGGGUUCAUUACUGUCGAAGAGAAACUCGGAAACCAUUUGUUUUUCUGGUUCUUUCCUUCAACGUCCGGGGCUAAAUCUCCGCUUGUGGUUUGGCUAAAUGGGGGCCCGGGAAAUCCGUCUACAUUGGGGUUGUUUUAUGAGAAUGGUCCGAUUUGUCUUACCAGGGACUGGUACGAGCGUAGCAACAUUUCGUGGACACAGACAAUGUCAAUGUUGUACAUAGACAACCCCGUCGGCGUCGGCUUCAGCUAUUCAGACAGUGGGAGCGCCGGAUAUAGGAUCGACCAAGAUGGCUAUUCUAAAGAUCUUUAUGAGUUUAUCGAACAAUUUUACAUUCUAUUUCCUGAAUACCAGAAACGAGAGUUAUACAUUGGCGGAAAGUCUUAUGCCGGAAAGUACGUGCCUGCAUUCGCUCAUUAUUUGCAUUUAGAAAUCGAAGCUGGAAGAUCAAAUCUUCCUUUAACAGGUAUUUAUCUUGGAGGUCCAUUCUUUGACCCGUAUGAGCAAGGUCUUGCUAUCUCUGACUAUCUAUUAGCUGUUGGCUAUAUCUCAAGAAAGGAAGCAAAUCAGCAUAAGAUUGUAAUCAAUGAGAUUUUCGAUGAAUUUCAGCACGACAGAUUAAAUGCUACUAACUUUGUUGACUUCUUUUACAGACUUUUUAUUUUAAAAACCGUUCGAUUUUCUUUAGACAACUAUUAUUCUGGUGAAUAUGCAAAACAAUACAAUCUGAUCAAAGUUGUGAGUUCAACUUAUUUAAGAAAUUUGAUUCACGUUGGAAAUGCGACGUUCAUUAUUUAUAAUUCUAAGUUUAGAAAUCAAAUGGUGACAGAUUUAUUGACCAGCACAAAACCCAAACUAGCCGACCUUGUGGAGAAAUACAAAGUUUUGAUAUAUGCUGGAGACUUUGACGCUCUUGUAAGUCCUGCUAUGAUUGACGCGGCUCUGCUGUCCAUGAAGUGGUCCAGACAGGAAGAAUACAACAACGCGACACGUUCUGUUUGGUUGGGUGAUAAUGGCACGCUGUCUGGGUUCUAUUCCAGAACUGGGAACCUCUGCCAGGUUAUCAUUAAAGGUGCCGGGCAUUCGGCGGGCUAUGACCAGCCGAAGAGAGCGUAUGACAUGAUGAAUUUUUUCAUUCAGCAAGGCUGUAUCGGCGAGGCAUUUACUCAAAUCUGAUUACAUGCCACAUAACUUCCUUUGGGACAUGUAUAAUCUGAAACCUGAGAGAGGUCGAUUUGUUCGUAUUUCCACAGAAAGUCAAUACGACCUUUGAUAUCGUCACACAGCACUAUUUAUCAAGAGUUUUAUUUAUUACUAUAGUAUAAGAUUCUGAUUAAAUACUUAGCGGC